AUGCUUAAGAUUUCACAGUGGAAAGGCGUUGUUCAUUUUGGAAAGCGAGGGAAGCUAAGUCCUCCUUACAUUGAUCCUUACAUGAUAACUGAAAGGGUAGGUGAAGUUGCUUAUAAGUUGGAACUACGUGAAGAACUUCACGACAUCCAUAACAUGUUCCAUUUAUCUAAUCUAAGGAAGUGCUUGGCUGAAGGAAGUAGUAAGCUAACUCUUAAGGAUGUAAAAGUAGACCGAACUUUGAGUUAUAUUGAAAAACCAAAAGUUAUCGUUGAUAGAAAAGCAAGAAAACUAAGAAAUAAAGAGAUUGCUCUCGUGAAAGUUCAAAGGAGACAUCAUGGAAGGCCGUAA
Messenger RNA from Cynara cardunculus var. scolymus (artichoke), 348 nucleotides. RefSeq lists its product as uncharacterized. Bases 1 to 348 code for a protein of 115 amino acids. The transcript has a single exon. The record is from RefSeq and is a predicted model, not a curated record. Lineage: Eukaryota; Viridiplantae; Streptophyta; Magnoliopsida; Asterales; Asteraceae.